This is a messenger RNA of Mycotypha africana, 1031 nucleotides long. Its product is annotated as Arv1-like family-domain-containing protein. Gene Ontology annotation, biological process: sphingolipid metabolic process; sterol metabolic process; regulation of plasma membrane sterol distribution. The transcript has 6 exons. Gene Ontology annotation, cellular component: cortical endoplasmic reticulum; Golgi apparatus. The record is from RefSeq and is a predicted model, not a curated record. The coding region runs from base 12 to 767 and encodes 251 amino acids. Lineage: Eukaryota; Fungi; Mucoromycota; Mucoromycetes; Mucorales; Mycotyphaceae.
UCCCCAACCUAAUGAGUACUUGUGUAGAAUGCGGUGCGUCAGUAGCCAAUCUCUACACACAGUACAGUAAAGACAAUAUUCGGUUAACCACUUGUGAUAAUUGUAACCAGUUUGCAGACAAGUACAUUGAACACGACUUUGUCAUCAUCUUUAUCGACAUGCUGCUUCACAAACCACAAGUGUACCGACAUUUACUCUUUAACCGAAUCACAGAACAAAAAGGAGUGGAGCCUCAUGUCGUUCGCUUUGCUAUAUUAUUGAUUUUGUUUGAAGUCUACAUUAAAUGGUUUCGAUUGGAGCGAUACAAUACAAUGGAAGCGUCCUCCUCUUUUUUUCACCAGCCACUGUAUUUUCAAUAUCUGUAUAUCCUUACACUAUGUAUCUUGGAGUUUAUCGUUUUUCAUUUUACCAUCCAUAUGGUCAUAAGAUGGUAUUUUCGCAAAACGAAGCAUAGGAUAAGAUAUAAUUAUAUUUCUAUGGCGUUAAUUAUAUCCAGCUUUGGUAAAAUGUUACUGAUACUGAUGGUGAUUUGGGAUUACAAGCAGUUGGAAUAUUCUUGGCUUGUGAGUAUCCUUGUGUUGGCAUCCAAUACGGAAGCAUUAUCAGUUUAUUCAAAUAUACCCUACUUCCAAACCCUCUGUAUCAUCUUGUUUGGCAUAUUUUGCCGAAUCGUAUCACAAUUUCUGUUUUUCUAUACCACCUCAUUAACAUCCACCACGAGUACAGCAUUCACUGAUGUCUCCAACUCGAUUUGGAUCAAUAUUUAGAAAUAGUGUGAUUGGCGAAAAAGAUGGCAGCAGUAAUAAAACGGACAAAAAAGUGGGCUCCUUCUUUGGAUACAAAAGAAGAGGCGCGGUAUUUCGGCUUGGAAGUGAAAUGCAUAAAGUGGAUGAUUUAUUCUAGAGAUGUAACAUGCAAAAAAUAGUAGUAAAAAAAAAGAAAGAAACAAUAAAGAAAGAGAGAGAGAGAGAAUGUAAUGGUAUGCUUCAUAGUGAGUAAGGCAAAAAGGAACUACAUUAGGAUCCUACGAG